GCCCAGAGCUGAGCCUCUGCCCAGAACUCCAGGCAGCAACUCAAGGCACUUUGCAGCUCCAGGGAGAGUCGGGGAACCUGUGCGCCUGGCUGUCCCUGGGUCCCUCUGCUGGGCUGGCUGCUGGUGGCACCCAGCCCCCACCCCCCGCAGCUGCUCCUGGCCACCCUGGGAGUGACCCCCUUUUGCAGAGCCGUCCUCCCCACUGCCCUGAGCUCAGCAUGCUUCCAGGAAGCUUCUGGAAUUUCUUGCUGCUGGAGUGCUGUCUCCUCUCCCUGGGGCUGUGUGCUGCGCCCUUCUCCAGCUUCGCCCCCUCUCUCAGGAGCGGCCGCGGCGCUGCCUGCAGGCUGUCCAGGUCGGAGUCGGAGCGGCGCUGCAGGGCCCCGGGGCAGCCACCAGGGGGCGCGCUGUGCCACGGCCGGGGCCGCUGUGACUGCGGAGUGUGCAUCUGCCACGUGAGCGAGCCGGGCACCUUCUUCGGGCCCCUGUGUGAGUGUCACGACUGGGUGUGCGAGACCUAUGACGGCAGCACCUGUGCAGGCCAUGGGACCUGUGACUGUGGAAAGUGCAAGUGUGACCCAGGGUGGUCAGGAGAUGCCUGCCAGUACCCGACUCACUGUGAUCUGCCCAAGAAAAAGAGCAGCCAGAUGUGCAAGAAUUCACAGGAUGUCAUCUGCUCGAAUGCAGGUACAUGUCACUGUGGUAGAUGUAAGUGCGACGAUUCCGAAGGAGGUGGACUCGUGUAUGGUAAAUUUUGUGAGUGUGAUGACAGAGAAUGCAUAGACGAUGAGACAGAAGAAAUCUGUGGAGGCCAUGGCAAGUGUUACUGUGGAAACUGCUACUGCGAGGCUGGUUGGCAUGGAGAUAAAUGCGAAUUCCAGUGUGCGGUCACCCCCUGGGAGAGCAAGCUGAGAUGCACAGCUCCAGAUGGCCAGGUCUGCAGUAACCGAGGGACUUGUGUGUGUGGGGAAUGUUCUUGCCAUGAUGUUGACCCAACUGGAGACUGGGGGGACAUCCAUGGUGACACCUGUGAGUGUGACGAGCGGGACUGCAGAGCCGUUUAUGACAGAUACUCUGAUGACUUCUGUUCAGGUCAUGGGCAGUGUAACUGUGGCAGAUGUGACUGCAAGGUGGGCUGGUCCGGGAAGAGGUGUGAGCACCCACAGUCAUGCCUGCUGUCUGCUGAGGAAAGCGUCAAGAAGUGUCAUGGAAGCUCCCAGCUGCCUUGCUCCGGAAGAGGUAAAUGCGAAUGUGGCAAGUGCUCCUGUUAUCCACCUGGAGACCGCAGGGUCUACGGCAAGACCUGUGAGUGUGAUGACCGGCGCUGUGAGGACCUGGACGGUGUGGUGUGCGGAGGACAUGGCGCAUGUUCCUGCGGUCACUGCGUGUGUGAGAGAGGCUGGUUUGGCAAGCUCUGCCAGCACCCACGGAAGUGCAACAUGACUGAAGAACAAAGCAAGAGUCUGUGUGAAUCAGCAGAUGGCAUGCUGUGCUCAGGAAAAGGCUCUUGUCACUGUGGAAAGUGCAUUUGCUCUGCGGAAGAAUGGUAUAUUUCUGGAGAAUUCUGUGACUGCGAUGACAGGGACUGCGAUAAACACGACGGCCUCAUCUGCACAGGGAAUGGAAUAUGUAACUGUGGAAACUGUGAAUGCUGGGAUGGCUGGAAUGGUAACGCCUGUGAAAUCUGGCUUGGCACAGAAUACCCUUAACAAUUACACAGAAGACUGGAUUCUUAAUUUUUCCCCCCAAGUUCAUUAGAACAUUUCAAUGAAAAGGAAUCCAUAUAUAAUCCCUACUAGGGCAGGUCCAGUAGACUGUGCUUGGAUGCUUUUCCUGUUUCUGAACACCAGGAUGAAAUUUGGGUCCCCAUUAAAAAUGAGUAAAGCAAACACUGAUGGCAAUGACA
This is a messenger RNA of Erinaceus europaeus (western European hedgehog), 1903 nucleotides long. It is a transcript of the gene ITGBL1, whose product is annotated as integrin subunit beta like 1. Gene Ontology annotation, cellular component: focal adhesion; cell surface; integrin complex. Bases 219 to 1706 code for a protein of 495 amino acids. The transcript has 11 exons. The record is from RefSeq and is a predicted model, not a curated record. Gene Ontology annotation, molecular function: integrin binding. Gene Ontology annotation, biological process: cell-matrix adhesion; integrin-mediated signaling pathway; cell adhesion mediated by integrin. NCBI's taxonomy places the organism in Eukaryota, Metazoa, Chordata, Mammalia, Eulipotyphla, Erinaceidae.